UGAACUCGGUCUCCAAUACAACUACAAGGAGGGCCAACUUAGGUGCCACGUCCUGCAGUGCCGUGACCUAGCUGCCGUCGACUCCAAAAGGAACAGAUCCGAUCCGUACGUCAAAGUCUACCUUCUCCCUGACAAGUCUAAGAGUGGUAAGAGGAAAACUAAAGUGAAGAAGCACACACUCAACCCUGUCUUUGAGGAGGUCCUGCGGUUCAGUACAACUAUGAGUGAACUGGAUUCACGGACAUUGUGGGUGUCUGUAUGGCACAGUGACAUGUUUGGCCGUAAUGACUUUCUUGGGGAAGUGUUUAUUCCUCUGGCAGACACGGUGUUUGAUGAUGUCUCACCAAAAUGGUAUCCUCUGCAAGAUAGAAUGGAGCCUUUAGAAGACCUUAGUUACAGUCUACGAGGUGACUUGAUCUUAGCCCUCAAGUUUGUACCUCCAGAUGCAGUCAGUAGUAAGAAGACCCGUCGGUCACGAGGAGCUCUACAUGUGUUAGUGAAGGAAGCCAAGAGUUUAACCGCAGCAAAGCCUCAUGGUACUGCAGACCCAGUCUGUAAAGGGCUUCUUCUCCCUGAAAAGGGGAAAGCGUCCAAGCAGAAGACAAGUGUGUGCCGUAAAACAUUAAAUCCCACCUGGAAUCAUACAUUAGUGUUUGAAGAUACAAGUUUACAAGAGCUGACGGAACGUGCUCUCGAAUUAUCAGUGUGGGACCACGACCGCCUGGGACCAUCACAGCUUCUUGGGGGAUGCAGGCUUAGCUUGGGCAAGGGCAAGCAUGGAGGCCGACCGGUAGAGUGGAUGGAGGCAGCUGGUAUGGAGGUCAGAUUAUGGGAACAAAUGCUGGAUCGCCCUAAUCUAUGGGUUGAGGGUUCCAUAAUGCUCAGACCUGCCAUGGACAAGCCAAUCUAUUCUUCCUCUAUGACAGAAUAGAUUGAUUCUAGUGUUGAGUAUUUGCAUUCUUUUCCUGUCUAAUGUAGACUUGACACUGGAAGUGGAACUUCCUUUUUGUCGUGUAGCUAGAUAUUCAGUGUCAUUUGACAAGUUAAGAAGAGAAAUUUAUACUGUAUUUAUGAAUAUAGAAAAUAUUUCCCUUUGGCCAUGUUUCUGAUGAGGUUUUCUCGUCGUUGGUGUCAUUUGUGUCUGUCUGUCUUUCAAACAAUAUAAUAGUAUUCAUACCUAACAUUUUCUUGUGAUAGACCAAGACCCUGUUGAAGAUGGAUGACCUUGGACUAUAUUUUAUGAAGGGGAGUUAACUCCACACAGUCUUGUGCUCAAAUGUGUAAGGCCAGAUACUUUUCUUGUCUCCUCUGACAACAAGGAAGUGGUAUCUCUGCUGAUAUAUACUGUACUGUACUCUGGUUUUCAUGAUGCAGGGUUUUCUCUAAAGCAUUUCAACAUGUCAACAAUAACUUCCUUUAAUUUUGGCCCAAAGACUUGUGGUUCUCCCAUGUUUAAUGUUUUCUUCAAAAUCAGUCCUAUCUGGGCAGACUGUGACCUUGACCAUCACUCCUUGAUGCUGGCAGCGUCAAAUCUGAACAAAAAGUGUUCUUUAUUUCUGAAACGAUCCUCCAAUCCCCCCACUCAAGAAUCCUGGCAAGAUCCAGCAUAUUUUAAAGGUUUUCUGGGAAAGCCCUGCAUUUAGGAGUAUAUUUUAUCCCUUCAAGAUAUUCACACACUGGGUAGCCAUUCAAUGAUGACUAGAACUUCCCUGUGGCCAAGGGAUUCUCUGUGAUUUGCAUAGUAUUUUUAAAUAUAUUUAACUCCUAACAAUAAUUGUUGACUAAAGAUAUAAUACCUGUUUAUUACCUCUAUUGAUUAUGGAAAAGAUUUAGAAAUUGUUGACACUGAUUAACUGUACCUUCCAAUGUCAAGUUGCUACAUGUGUAGAGAAAGACAUUAUCCCAUUGUCCAUGACGCCAUUAUGGAAACUCAUCAUGACCUUCAUUAUCAGAGAACCAUGAAUAACAUUCCAGAAUUAUUUAUAUAAAUUCGCCUGGGGAAUUUUUCAUUGUAUGUUCCUAAUUUUUUUAAGUUUUAAGGAAAUUAGGGAUUUUAUAAGUCUGAUAUGAAAUCCUACUCUCCCUUUAUUUAAUUUUCAUCCAGUCUUUAAAUAUUGCCUAUGGAAAACCUUGUGAUCAUAGUGUGGCUUGUACCAAAGACUGUAUUGAGAACAACGAACUAAGGCCCAUGUGUAAGGCCAUUCUUGAGAUCAGUGAAAACAAGAUUGCCUGUAGUCACCAUGAGGUAGAUUUCAUUGCCAUCAUAAAAUUAGUGGAAAAUCUAGUUCCUCAAUCUCUUUUCAAAGAUCUCAAGGAAGGUUAGUGAGCUGCAAACAUAACCCUGAAGAUGAGCUUAACAUGAAUGCGCUGAACGUGCUGCUUAAUGUUUGUCACUUAUACUUUUGAAACCAUGAACUGUUUUAAACCUCUCUUUUUAGUACUACAUAAUUAUGUGAGUCACUUUUCUGAAAUUGUUUGAAAAGUGAGUCCAAAAAAACCCUCAGUUUCAGGAGUCUGGUCAGGACUCGGGUGAAGGACAACAUUUUCCCUUUGGUUAACACUGUUAACAGGAUCAAGUUUUCAGAAAAGGUGCUUCUUGGCAACUAAGAGUGAUGGUAGAGUUUUUCCCCUUUCACUGCAGUAAUUAAUCUGGUCAUUUAAGCAUAAUCUGAGCAUCAGGAGUUUUGUUUCUCUUGUUUACUACAUCAGGCAGUAAAAUAAUUGGUAUCAUGUUUCACAAUAGAAGACUCCCUUUGUGUAGAGCAUUGUAAAAUUACCUGCCAGUGUUUGCUAUUAAUUUUUUAAAUUCUUUUGCCCCUUGGACACUACCAGGUUCAACAGAGGUGCUGACAAACAUACACUGUGGCUGAUAGACAAUAUAAUUUUUUCUGUAUCAUCUUAUGACCAAUAAAUCUUUGUGAUGAUUCACUUUUAGUCAUGAAUAGCUGUAAAAAAAUGUAGUGAUAUUUUUAUACAAAUAUUAUGCUACAAAUUCCUGUACAUAUAAUGACUGCUGCUAGCCACUUACUACUAAGCAUCAGCUUGUGUAUUUUUCAUCCCCCAAAAAACUACAGUCAAACUGUAAUAAUGAGAUGAACAAAAACCAUAUGCAGUACAUGUAAUGCAUUAAACAACAGGACUGACUGGAUCCUGAAGCUGUGUGCAUAUAAAGUGUAGAUCCUAUAAAAUAACAAGUGCUACAUAAGGUUUUGUUGGGAGAUAAUGACAGAAAAGGUGAAGAGAGCAAGAUACCCAGCAGUAUAAAGGUACAGUACUGUACAGGUACCACGAAUAGGAUCAUCAAAUUAUUAUUUUGUUUCCAAGGACAUGCUACAACUUGAUCUGAUCUACUGAUCCUGUGGUAGUUUUGGUUCAGUUCAUGUCACCUGAUGAUUAUAUGGAAGUGUGGUCUAUUCAUGGUACUUUUUAAAACAGUUUAUAUUGUGUGCAGACGAGGCUAUGGUGGGCACCCCAAGAAAUGACAGUAUUUGUUAUUACUUCUCGUUAAAUAAUAUAUUUCUUAUACAGUGUGCCAAUCAGGAAAAUGCUGGUAUAAGACAUAAUUUAUCCACGAAUGUACUUAGUACUCAUGUAUGUAAAGUUGUAUGGACAGUGUAUAAACAGUAGUAGGAAUUCUGGGGGAAUUACCUUACAAUAUUAUUAUUAUUAUGCUUCUAUUUUUAUUGUGCUUAUUAAGACAAAUAUAUUUCUCUUUGUGCCAAGGGAACAUUGAAAUAUUUGUGAUGAUAAUUCCGUUGAUACAGAAACACAAUAUUUUACCUCUGAUGGUAAAUGUUUACCUGCUGUAAGUAUUUGGACCUCUAGGCAUACUUCACCUCUCCUAAGUGUUCAUUUUGUGAAAAUGAAAGAAUGCCUUUUUUUUUAUCAUAAGACUUAGGAAUCUACUAGGCAAGGUUGAUUUUCAUAAUUGAAAGUGACUCAAGCCUUAACACCUUCUAUACUACAAACCAAAACCAAGGUACUGUAUGUACCACCCAGCAAUGUCUUAAUACUGUACUAUGGUUACAGUUUACUGUACAAAAGGGGUUAGUACAGUUCACUUUUGCUGUAGUAUGAAUGGGAAGUGAAGUCUUAUGAAUGGAAAGCAAAGUCUUAUUAUUACACUAUUCUUAAGGUCUGUGACCCCCUAAGCUGGGACGACUAAUACUGCUUCAUGAUAAAAGGAUUCAGUCCCAUUCCCUAUUCUGUUAUAUUCUCACAUUAUGUAACUUAAAAUAGAGCUUUAUCAUGUUUAAUAAAACACUUUGAAA
This is a messenger RNA of Homarus americanus (American lobster), 4271 nucleotides long. RefSeq names its product synaptotagmin-like protein 4. Lineage: Eukaryota; Metazoa; Arthropoda; Malacostraca; Decapoda; Nephropidae. Gene Ontology annotation, biological process: exocytosis. Gene Ontology annotation, molecular function: neurexin family protein binding. The record is from RefSeq and is a predicted model, not a curated record. Gene Ontology annotation, cellular component: exocytic vesicle; plasma membrane.